Molecule: messenger RNA, 1209 nt
Organism: Pygoscelis adeliae (Adelie penguin)
Lineage: Eukaryota; Metazoa; Chordata; Aves; Sphenisciformes; Spheniscidae
Gene: BCL10
Product: B-cell CLL/lymphoma 10
Exons: 3
Coding region: 80-721 (213 amino acids)
Biological process (GO): canonical NF-kappaB signal transduction; positive regulation of extrinsic apoptotic signaling pathway; adaptive immune response
Cellular component (GO): cytosol; CBM complex
Molecular function (GO): kinase activator activity; transcription coactivator activity; protein kinase B binding
Source: RefSeq, a predicted model, not a curated record
UAACCAUUCAGGCACGGGUUGUUGCAGUUGGACACUUGAGUUGUAUUCCAGAGCCACCUAAAUUGAUGCUUUAGAAAGGAUGCGUCCUUACCUGUGUGAUAAAAUCAUAGCUGAGAGACACUUCGAUUACCUACGUUCAAAGAAAAUACUCACUAGAGAGGACACAGAAGAAAUUUCUUCUCGAUCUUCCAGUAGGAAAAAAACUGGGAAGUUAUUGGACUACUUAGCAGAAAACCCAAAGGGACUGGAUGCUUUGAUUGAAUCUAUCAGGCGAGAAAGAACGCAAAACUUCCUGUUACAAAAGAUAACUGACGUAGUGUUGAAAGUCAAAAAUGAAAAACUUGAAGCUCUUAAGGGUCUAAGCUGCAGCACCUGUAUGACCACACUCUAUGGAGGAACAAAUAAUCUUUCUAGAUCGUAUUCUGAUGAAUCUAAUUUUUUUGAUAAAACAAAAGACAAAGAAUCUGCCCAGAUACAUCAUCCGGAAGAAGAUUAUAGCACUGCCGCCUUUGUGUCUGCUGUCUCUCUUCAUUCAAUGAAUUUACCAAUUGCAGAGAUGGGAAAUGCAGAGAGUGCUAUUUUCUCAGCCACCCUUCCAGGGCCUGGAGACCCCGGUGCACCCCCUCUCCCCCCGGAGCUCCAGUCAGAGCAGCAAGAACCGUGUACUAGUUCAAGUGACAAUUGCUUUUUGCCUUUAAGAUCACGUUCUCUUCAACCAUAGUGAAUGUAGUGACUUUUGUCUGUUCAACCAAACGGUACUGAAACUGUGUGAUGUCUUAUAAGGGUUAAAAAAGUGUUUUCAAACUGCUAGCUAGCAAAAUCGGAGGAAACAAUCUAUGCUAUUUACUGUUUUUAAGGAGUAAUUUUUUUUGUAAUUGGGUGACUCUGGAGCUGCUUGAUUUUAUGUUCUUUAAGGAGCUUUCUUCAAAAGAUCGUGGUACUACACCAGCGAAGGUUUGUUUUUUAAACGGGUAUAUUUCAGAUUUCACAUUUAGUUGCAGAUAUUUAAGCUGCAGUUAUAGAACAAAUGAAUUGGGAAAGAUGGCUAGGAAAAGUAUUGAGUAUUGAAAAAUAACUUCCUGAACUAAAAGCUUAAGCGCACUUACCAAAAAGCUUAAACUCAUUUACCAAAUUAAAUGUUUCUCUGUAGGAUAAAUUCUGCCCUCUAUGUAUGUGUGUGCAGCUCCAUUUGCAAAAAACAAACAAACA